Messenger RNA from Wyeomyia smithii (pitcher-plant mosquito), 1903 nucleotides. RefSeq names its product proton-coupled folate transporter-like. NCBI's taxonomy places the organism in Eukaryota, Metazoa, Arthropoda, Insecta, Diptera, Culicidae. Gene Ontology annotation, cellular component: membrane. Gene Ontology annotation, molecular function: transmembrane transporter activity. Bases 248 to 1708 code for a protein of 486 amino acids. The record is from RefSeq and is a predicted model, not a curated record. The transcript is spliced from 6 exons. Gene Ontology annotation, biological process: transmembrane transport.
UGGAUGAUGAGCGACCGCGUGAGAAAGGUAGACACUCUUCGAUAGGUGGCUAAUGGUUAGUUUUUACUAUCAGUGACUGACCAUUGGUGCUCACCAUGCAACCACUAAAAAACGGGAGUAAAUUAUCAUCAAAUAGUACAUUUAGUGCAGUGUAAUGUGAUUAGACUACUAGCUUGCUGCUAUAUGCGUUCCAUGGCACUGAUCGAUAGUAGUGCCAACAACACAAAUAAAGAGAGAACGAAAUAGAAUGGACGAUUCCAGUGAGGAGCCUAUUCUAGAGCAAAACUCGCUUAUUUCUGAGCAUCAGCAGCCAUCAGUAUCUGCACCAGCAUACAGGGGCAAAAUUCUGCUGGAGCCACCGGUGCUUCUACUAAAUUACGCGUUUUUUGUUUCAUCGGCCGUUUUAACGGACCAACUCAUAUACCAGGCAUGCACCGUUUCGUUUGGCGUUAAUAAAUCGGAAUGUGCCCAGCUGGGGAAAGAACAUGAAUCGGCCGAUGUGCAAGCUCUGGAGGCUCGAGUGCAGCCUUACACGGCGAAUAUCCUGAUGGUGGAAUCGAUGAUUAAUUCUAUCCUCCCCGCUGUGCUGAACUUAUUCAUCGGCCCAUGGUCGGAUCGAUUCGGCCGCAGGCCAGUGCUGCUAGCAACGUUUAUCGGGUGUCUACUAUCCUACCUGCUGGAUACUGUGAUAUGUUUUCUUUCCAGUCAGUAUAUGGUCAAUCCUUGGUUCUAUUUCAUAACCUGCAUUCCGAUGGCAUUAACCGGGUCCAUUUGUACUCUUAUGACAACGGUUUAUUGUUACAUUGCGGAUGUAACUGACGAGCAAAAUCGAAGCACCAAAAUGGCUAUUCUAGAGGCGGUUCAAUACAGCGGAAUGCUGUUGGGCAAUCUCAGUAGCAGUUAUUUGCUACGAAUGACCAAUGCUACCACAGUAUUUGCUGUUUCGACUGGAUCGGUUUCUCUAGCCGUGCUGUACAUUGCAUGCCGAGUUCAGGAGAGUGUUGUCCUAGAGGAAGCGCAACGCAGGGCGGACUUCUGCACCAAAGUGCGCUAUCUAUUCCGUCCAGAUUUAGUGCUAGAUACCUUCAAAACUACAUUCAGCAGUCGAGGAAAACACAACCGAGCUAUAAUUUUGAUGGGAAUAGUAGCAGUAGGAGCCAACUUUUUUGUUUAUGAGGAGAAUUACACGAUCCUCUUUCUUUUCAUGAGAAAGCAGUUCAACUGGGGUGUGCGGAAGUUCACCAUGUAUAAUACGGCCAACACAAUUUUCCUGAUAGUGGGGAAUCUGCUCGGCUCGUAUGUACUACAAAAGCGAUUAGGUUUGACCGAAUCUGGAAUAGCUGCAAUAGGUUUCUACAGUGCUUUUUUGGAUAGUCUUGUAAAGGCCGUCGCGACUGAAUCGUGGCAAUUGUAUUUGGCCGUCACACUGUGCCUACUGAAAGGUGUUUCGGAUCCAAUGUCGAGGGCAUUCGUCUCUAAUGCUGCACCACCGGAAGAUAUCGGCAAGAUCUUUGCUCUGUCGUCCACAUUCGAAGAACUGGUACCGCUAGCCGCGGCCCCCUUGUAUACCUUGGUGUACAAGCAAACGCUGCCGUGGUAUCCAGGAGCUUAUAAUUGGAUUAGCUGCGGGAUUUACGCCUUCUGCUACAGUUUAGCAAUGACUGUUUGCGUGCUACAAUCAAUGCAAAAAACAACCGGGUAUCGCUAGUGUUACGUACGUUUAUAUUACUGUAACGUUAGUAUCGGGGUUUCGAAAGAAUUCUUGGAAAAAUGCAGUCAAAGUUGCCACCCACAUUGGAUCAGGAAGUCUGAUAUUACGUUCUCGAAUGUUAAGGCGCUAAUGAUAAUUCCAAUUUCUCUAACGUUGUUUAGUGUGUAUGAAUAAAACGAAUGUUUCAUUGAA